Molecule: messenger RNA, 4230 nt
Organism: Torulaspora delbrueckii
Lineage: Eukaryota; Fungi; Ascomycota; Saccharomycetes; Saccharomycetales; Saccharomycetaceae
Exons: 1
Coding region: 1-4230 (1409 amino acids)
Biological process (GO): regulation of ARF protein signal transduction
Molecular function (GO): guanyl-nucleotide exchange factor activity
Source: RefSeq, a predicted model, not a curated record
AUGGAGCUCGGGGGUGCGGAUAAUGCGGCUGCUGUCGAUCCGGUCACUAUUGUGAUCAAAGAAUGCAUCAAUCUUUCCACUGCAAUGCGGAAAUACUCCCAGUUCACCUCACAAUCCGGAGUAGCAGCACUAUUAGGUGGUGGGAGUGAUAUAUUUAGCAAUCAGGAUGACUCUUUGGCGAGCACGUUCAAUAAUUUGUCUACCAACAAGAAUAAUGAUCCAUUAUUGUCAGGCUUUAUCCAGCUGCGGCUGAUGCUGAAUAAAGCCAAAAGUCUCAAUGAUAUCGAUUCACUGACUUUAUUGCAACCGUUCCUCCUAGUCAUACGUACCAGCUCUGUGUCGGGGUAUAUUACUUCAUUGGCUUUGGAUUCUUUGCAAAAGUUCUUGACAUUGAAUGUCAUUAACGAGACAUCAUUGAACCAUAAGGCAGCAUACCAUGAAACUGUCAACGCGCUCACUCAUUGUAGAUUUGAAGGGUCUGAGCAGCUGUCUGAUGACUCAGUUCUUCUCAAAGUUGUCGUUCUUCUGCAAACUGUCAUCCAAUCACCUUGUGGAGAUCUUCUGUCGGAUUCUAUCAUGUAUGAUGUUUUGCAGACUAUACUGUCAUUGGCCUGUAAUAAGCGAAGGAGUGAAGUUUUGAGAAGAGCUGCUGAGUUUACGAUGAUUGCCAUCACGGUCAAGAUUUUCAAUAAGCUUAAGAACAUCGAACCAACAAAGCUUACCGAAAAAUAUAUCAACGACGAAAGCUAUGCAAAUAAUGAGCUUCAAGCUGACAUAAUCGGCGUUAGCGAUAAAAGCAAUGUGACAUAUAAUACUGAGGAUGAGGAACGCGAGGACCUACACACACCAAAUACAGAAAUUACAAACGAGCCGAAACCAAAUAUCUCAAACACAAAACCCUCCGUUACUGUUGAAGCAAACUAUGGUUUGCCGGUGAUAAAGCAAUACCUGAACCUCCUGCUAUCUUUGAUAGUUCCCGAGAAUCAAACAAAACACACGAAUUCAGCCAGAAUAUUUGGAUUCAAUUUAAUUAACACAGCUAUAGAACUUUCUGGCGACAAGUUCCCUUUACAUCCACGCCUUUUCAGUUUGAUUUCAGACCCUAUUUUCAAAUACGUCCUAUUCAUCAUUCAGAACAGCAACAAACUCUCUCUUUUACAAGCAGCCUUACAACUAUUCACCACUCUGGUUGUUAUACUGGGAGAUCACUUACAGAUGCAAAUUGAACUCACAUUAACCCGUAUAUUCACAGUUCUGUCACAAUCCUCUAAUAAGAAUGUCGAUGAUUCGAAAGAAAGGUCUGCUGCUGUGAAGGAACUCUUGAUCGAACAAGUAUCGAUUCUCUGGACUCGAUUUCCCUCAUUUUUCACAUCUACUUUCAUCAACUUUGAUUGCAAUCUAGAUAGAGCGGAUUUGUCGAUCCAGUCUCUAACAAUAUUGACAAAAUUAGCACUACCAGAAGCGGCAAUAGCGACGACAGAUAACGUUCCACCAAUCUGUUUGGAGGGACUUGUUUAUCUCAUUGAUGAGAUGUAUGACCGUCUACAAGGUGUAGACAGAGAAAAUUUUCUUUUGAAUGAAACCAGUGUUGAACUGCUCAAGCAACGCGAACGUAAAACUGAGUUCAUCAAAUGUGCUACGAAAUUUAACGAAAAACCAAAGAAAGGAAUUCCUAUGCUGAUUGAGAAGGGGUUUAUCGAAAGCGAUUCCGAGGAAGAUCUGUCGAAAUUUCUGUUUGAAAACAACAGUCGAGUGAACAAAAAAACCAUUGGAUUAUUACUCUGUGAUCCAAAGAAGACAUCUUUACUGAAAAACUUUAUUGACCUGUUUGAUUUCAAAGGCUUGAGGGUAGAUGAGGCCAUAAGAUUCUUGUUGACGAAGUUUCGUUUGCCCGGUGAAUCUCAACAAAUUGAGAGAAUAAUCGAAGCUUUCUCUUCAAGGUAUGUUGAGUGUCAGGAAUACGAAUUGUCAGAGCGCAAGGAGGGAGUUACGGAAGACGUAGAAGCCGUUCAGCCUGAUCCGGACUCAGUUUUCAUACUGAGUUAUUCGAUUAUCAUGUUGAACACUGACUUGCACAAUCCUCAAGUGAAAGAGCACAUGUCAUAUGAAGACUACUCUGGAAAUUUGAAAGGCUGCUACAAUCAAAAAAAUUUCCCGGCUUGGUACCUUGAUAAGAUUUACUCUUCAAUUCGUGAUAAAGAAAUUGUGAUGCCUGAAGAACAUCAUGGGAAUGACAGGUGGUUUGAGGACGCAUGGAAUAACCUGAUUUCAUCUACCACAGUAUUGACAGAAGUCGCUAGAGAUCCAAAGAAUGCAGUUGACAACAUGAGUCUCCAGGACCUGGCGCAAUUCGAUGGGGCAAUAUUCAGGAAUAUUGGCCCUUCUAUUGUCAGAACACUACUCAAAAUUUUCAAGGUUGCAACCGAUGACCAUAUUUCCACACGCAUGUUGACCAGUAUCGAUAAGUGUUCUUACAUUGCCUCCUUUUUCAAUUAUAAGGGCUUGUUCAACGAUAUUCUGCGCAGCAUUGCUGAUAUGACCACAUUGCUAACACCAGAUGCUCUGGCUGGGAAGAGAUCUUCUCCUGAUGUCGAUGAAAUUCCAUUGGUCGAAAUAGUCAUGAAUGAUACAGACUCUAGAAUUGCCGUGAGUACAGAGUCGGUUAGAUUGGGAAGAUCUUUCAAGGGGCAGCUAUGUAUGGUAGUGCUGUUCCGAAUUCUUCGGAGGAAUAGACACCCUAACGUAAUCGACGGCGAACUCUGGUCGAAAGUCAUACAAAUCAUUUUGGUAUUGUAUGAGAAUCUUUUGAUUAGUCCUGACAUUAUCCCAAAGGUAGAACAAGGACCAAAGCUUGGUGAUAUAAAAAAACCCACACCGGAAAUUUCGAUUAAGAAAGCAAGAGAAACCAAAGGUAUAUUAUCUGCAUUUGCAUCCUAUCUGAAGGGAGAUGAGGAGCCAACUGAGGAUGAGAUAGAAGCCUCGAUCAAGGCAUCGCAGUGCAUUGCUUCCAGCAAUAUUGCUUCAUCUGUCUUUGGGAAUGAGGCUAAUGUAACAGAAGAUUUGAUCAAAACCUUGUUAAGUUCGAUCAAGGUAGAGAAGACCACCGAAAAUACUAGAUUUUUUGAAAGUGAAAUGCUUUUCCUGGUAGAGUUGUCCGUGACCCUUCAUUUCCCUUACCAUCAACAGGAGAAAGUAGUUUCGUUGAUCUUGAAGAAGGUGUCAGAAUUAUCGCAAGUCACUGGUUUAUCCAAAACAACCUUAGGACGGCUAAUGACGUGCAGGUUACUGCUUUUCUCGGCAGUGACAAAUCAAGAAUCAUUGCUUCUAGAACUCAUUAAUAAAGAUCUUUUGGAAAAGAAUGAGAUUUUCACACAGAAGUUUUUUACUAGCGAUACUGGGAGUGAAGUUCUGAACCAGAUAUUAAACUUAGCGGAAAGCGGUUAUUAUAGAGUCCAUUUACUACAAGAUGCUGGUUUUUGGAAACUCUUGAGGUCCUCACCAGUAAUGAAGGGACAUGCGAGGGAGGUCUACUUGUUUUUGGAAAACUCUCUUCUAAAAUCAACAGGUACUUUGACCGAUAAAAACUUCAUGUGGGUGUUAGGUUUAUUGGAUGAGAUCUCAUCAGCCGGGGCGCUUGGUAGCCGGUGGGAGAAUGAGUAUGAUAAACUUCUCCGGAAGGGACAGAAGGUUGAUAAAGAAAAUCCAUUCCAAGAUAUUGUGGAAUUGUCUUUAAAAUCCGUCAACAUCACAAGUCGCCUCUUGGAAGAGGACGUGACUUCGUUCAAACUAUCCAAGAGUGAAACGAUAGCUGUAAUUCAAGCUCUCGCGCACCAAUGCCUGAACCCCUGUCAACAAGUUCGCUCAUACUCUCUGGAAACCCUGGAGGUUGCUAUUAAGGAGAAGAUCGAGCUUCCUUCGGAUGAAAUAGCGACAGUGGAGGAGAUAAUUGAAGGAGGUCUUCUGCCUCUUUUAGAAUCAACAGCUACCAAACAAGAUAGCAAUGUUGCCGUGCCAAAGAUCCUAGCUGUCAUCUCAAAUUUCUAUCUACACUGUUUGAGAAAGGGGAUUACCACAAACGAUACAUUUCUCAAGGUGCUUAAUAUCUUCAACAAAUACGUUGACAUGCCUUCAGUGGAAAACCAAUUACAAGAACUGAUAACCGAGAAGAAACAGAUAGAGGCAGGCGCCGUCAAAGCAGACGCCAUAUCAACCGAUACUGCGGAAUCAUAG